Sycon ciliatum is the source of this 3045-nucleotide messenger RNA. RefSeq lists its product as uncharacterized. The record is from RefSeq and is a predicted model, not a curated record. NCBI's taxonomy places the organism in Eukaryota, Metazoa, Porifera, Calcarea, Leucosolenida, Sycettidae. The coding region runs from base 1 to 3045 and encodes 1014 amino acids. The transcript has 3 exons.
AUGAAUGAAGCUGGUGAGGAACUGUUGAGCUUUCUAUCCAUGUUUAACUCUCGACUCUGUAAUACGUACUUCCAGAAAAAGGGCAUUCAUAAAGUUACCUGGCAGCACCCACGUUCACAGCACUGGCACUGUAUUGACUAUGCGAUCACCCGGCAGCGGGAUUUUCAGCGCUGUACAGAUUGCCGUGUGUACCGGUCUGCUGAGUGUGGGACCGAUCACAAACUUGUUGGGUUAACGGUGUCACUUGGUUGCCGCCGCCGUUUCUACCCGCCAAAGAGCAAGGCCCCUGAUCGCCGUCGCUUUGAUGUAUCCCAGCUCGGACCUGCUGACCCAACUGCAUCAGAGGAUGAUGAUUUAGUAAGGCAAGCAACUGUGGCGGAGUGGUACCAUACCUCAUCCGACUGUUUGCAAGACGCUGCACCAGGGACCUCAGUUCAGGAUCAAUGGAGUUCACUACGGGACGCCACAGUUAAAGCAGCUACCUCUGUCCUAGGCAAGAGUCGCCGUCGUCAGCCAGAUUGGUUCUCAGCCAGUUCUGCCACUCUCGAGCCUCUCCUUGCACAUCGUAACACUCUAUUCCAGAAAUCUUUAGCAGAUCCAUCACCUCUGGUCCGGCGAGAGUUUGUCCGCGCGCGCUCAGCUGCAAGGGAUGCUGUUCGCAGUGCUAAGGAGGACUGGUUCCGUAAGAUUGCGUCUGAUGCCGAAUCUAGGAAGUUUGGGUGUAAGGCUGUGUGGAACAGCAUCCGGGAUCUACAGACCGCCCGGCGCGGAUUGAUUCCCACUAAGUCGUGCCUGAUCAAACAGACUGAUGGCUCACCAUGCUCGUCCGUUGAGGCACAGCAGCACCGCUGGUCUGAACAUUUCGAAAAGCUGCUGAACCUUCCAAGCGGCUUUGUCCGAUCUGAAAUUGACUUGGUCCAGCAGCGGAACAUCAUGGAACACCUGGCCACCUCACCCACUGCUGAAGAGGCCCAGCGCUGCCUUCGCUAUCUUACGAACGGGAAAGCUGCUGGAAGCUCCGGCAUUCUACCGGAAAUGGUCAAAUACAACUGUGACCUAUUCUAUGCCAAUCUGUUUAAGCUCAUUACCGCGGUUUGGGAGGAGGGCGUAGUACCGCAAGAUUGGGUGAAUGCUGAGAUAAUACCGAUACCCAAGAAGGGUGACCUCACUAGCUGCGACAACUGGCGUGGCAUCGCACUCCUCGACGUCAUUGGCAAGCUGUUCGGACGCCUGCUGCAAAAUCGAUUGCAGAAAGUCGCCGAAAGUGUGCUGCCUGAAUCACAGUGUGGUUUCCGGAAAGGUCGCUCCUGCACGGACAUGACGUUUGUUGUUCGCCAGGUUGUGGAGAAGUGUCACGAGCACCAUUCCCAGGGAUUCCUGGUGUUUGUCGAUUUGAGGAAGGCAUACGAUUCUGUUCCGCGUGCUGCACUGUGGAUUGUCCUGCUGAAGCUGGGAGUCCCGGAGCAACUGGUCAGCCUUCUGAAGUCUUUUCACGACAACAUGACAGCCACGAUCAUCGUUAAUGGUUCCCCCACUGAAGGCUUCCCAGUGUGCAACGGAUUGCGCCAAGGGUGUACAAUGGCACCAGUCCUUUUCAACUUGUUUGCUGGUGCAGUGAUGGAACGUUGGUGCGCACGCGUCCAAGAGCGUGGAGUGUCUGGUUUUCCACUCCGUACCUGUGCCGAUGGUCAGCUUUUCAAGAGAUCUAAGCGUGGUAAUGAUAUGGUCAUCACAGAUGGUGAGUUUGCUGAUGAUGCAGCCUUGUUUGCACCCAGCCACUCGGAUGCUCAGCGUAUGCUUGAGAUAUUUGCGGAGGUCAGUGGAGCAUUCGGGCUGUCUCUCAACAUGGCAAAGACAGUGUUCAUGGCUGUUGGGCAUCAGAUCAACGACAGUGACCGUACCCCGCUAAGCGUACAAGGCAACGCCAUCCAGCAUGUCAGCCAGUUUACAUAUCUCGGCUCAGUGGUAACACCAGACGGACGAUGCCACAGAGAUGUGUCCAACCGCAUAGCUGCUGCAUCUAAGGCCUUUGGCAGCCUCUACUCGUCAGUUUUUCGGAACACUUCACUAACAUCCAAGACGAAACAACACACGUACACAUGCUGUGUGUUGUCGGUGCUGUUGUACGGGGCUGAGAACUGGACACUGUUGCGUGCCGACAUACGUCGCCUUGAACAAUUCCACAACCGCUGCGUUCGUGUCAUUCUCGGCAUCUCGCGUUCCAAACAGUGGGAGGACCACCUGUCAUCUGCCUCGCUGCAUAGAAUGUGCGCUACAGAGCCAGUUGCUGACAUGGUUGCCCGUCGACGGCUGCAGUGGCUUGGCCACAUUGCCAGGAUGGACGACCACAGGCUUCCAAAGGCAGUGUUGUUCUCGUGGCUCCAUACUGCACGCCCUGCUCAUGGCCCCAGGCGUCGAUGGCGUGAUGUGGUACGCGAUGACCUCAAGGCGUUCGGUCUAUACACCGGCGAUCUCGACCAAUGCACUCGUGAGCCUGCUCCGUCAGCGUCCUGGCUGCCGUCUACCUCCCUCCGCACUAGCCAAGCUGUGGAUGACUCGAUUUCUCUAGUGAUGAAGUGGGUGACAUCACAGCAACGACCACCUAAGGGAUCAGUUGAGUUAGCUUCUGUUCAUCCUGAUGUGCACCGACUCUGGACGCAGUUCAAUUGCCUCAUUGUCCAAGAUGGUGUUCUCUACCGACGGUAUGAGUCUUAUGAUGAUCUGUCCUCGUAUCUUCAAUUGGUCCUGCCUGCGUCACAACGUCCUACUGUUGUCAGAUCACUGCAUGCCGGUAUUGGAUCGGGCCAUCUUGGCGUCACCCGCACCAUCGACAAGGCCCGUACACGGUUCUACUGGCCCCACAUGGCUGAUGACAUCGAACAGUGUGUUAGAACCUGCCCGGAGUGCCAAAAACGGAAAGCACCUCAGCCCAAACCGAAAGCACCUCUGCAAUCGCAAACAUCAUCCUAUCCAAGCCAGCGUGUCGCCAUCGACGUCAUGGGCCCCCUUCCUAUCACUGAUCGAGGAAAUCGGUUGUGUACUUAG